UGCGAGCGAUCCCGGAAGCGGCGAAGUGGAGCUGUGGUUGCUGCCUCGUCUGGGGUCUCGCCAUGGGCUGCGACGGCGGCACCAUCCCCAAGAGACACGAGCUGGUGAAGGGGCCGAAGAAGGUCGAGAAGGUUGAUAAAGAUGCGGAGUUAGUGGCCCAGUGGAACUAUUGCACUCUGAGUCAAGAGAUCCUAAGACGACCAAUAGUUGCCUGUGAACUUGGCAGACUUUAUAACAAAGAUGCAGUCAUUGAGUUUCUGUUGGACAAAUCUGCCGAAAAGGCUCUUGGGAAGGCAACAUCUCACAUUAAGAGCAUUAAGAACGUGACAGAGCUAAAGCUUUCUGAUAACCCUGCCUGGGAGGGAGAGAAAGGAAACACGAAAGGGGACAAGCAUGAUGACCUCCAGCGAGCCCGGUUCAUCUGCCCCGUGGUGGGCCUGGAGAUGAACGGCCGACACAGGUUCUGUUUCCUUCGGGGCUGCGGCUGUGUGUUCUCUGAACGUGCCUUGAAAGAGAUAAAGGCGGAAGUCUGUCACACGUGCGGGGCCGCCUUCCAGGAGGACGACGUCAUCGUGCUCAACGGCACCAAGCGGGACGUGGAGGAGCUGAAGGCCAGGAUGGAGGAGCGGCGGCUGCGCGCCAAGCUGGAGAAGAAAACCAAGAAGCCCAAGGGUGCCGAGUGUGUUUCGAAGGCAGGAGCGGCGGAAGAAUGCCCGGGACCGUCCAAGGUAAAGCCCGGCAGGACGGAGGAGAGCGGCCCUGACCCCAAGGAGAAGCCGGCCUCGGCUCCCAGAAAUGCAGCUGCGAAUGGCAGUGCUGCUUCUGGAAAAGUCGGGAAGGCGGCAGCCGGAGCCCCGAAAAGAUCCAUCGCCGACAGCGAGGAGUCGGAAGCCUACAAGUCGCUCUUCACGACGCACAGCUCCGCCAAGCGCUCCAAGGAGGAGUCGGCGCACUGGGUCACCCACACGUCCUACUGCUUCUGAGCAGCCGCCCGCGCCCCCUCCCCACCCCACACACC
This is a messenger RNA of Perognathus longimembris pacificus (Pacific pocket mouse), 1018 nucleotides long. It is a transcript of the gene Rtf2, whose product is annotated as replication termination factor 2. Gene Ontology annotation, biological process: site-specific DNA replication termination at RTS1 barrier; mitotic DNA replication termination. NCBI's taxonomy places the organism in Eukaryota, Metazoa, Chordata, Mammalia, Rodentia, Heteromyidae. Gene Ontology annotation, cellular component: nucleus. The transcript is spliced from 9 exons. The coding region runs from base 63 to 983 and encodes 306 amino acids. The record is from RefSeq and is a predicted model, not a curated record.